This is a messenger RNA of Rosa chinensis, 1629 nucleotides long. RefSeq lists its product as uncharacterized. The record is from RefSeq and is a predicted model, not a curated record. Bases 1 to 1629 code for a protein of 542 amino acids. Lineage: Eukaryota; Viridiplantae; Streptophyta; Magnoliopsida; Rosales; Rosaceae. The transcript has 5 exons.
AUGGCUGAUCCUCUAGUUGCUAGGUGCAUUUACUCUGGCAAAGGUCAUAUGAUUCCUUUGAAUCAAUGUAUGAGCUACUCUGAGUUGUAUGAAGACAUUUUCCGUACAUUCCAGUUUUUGCCAAGUGAUGUUGUUGAGCUUCAGUAUUCAGUUCCUGUUUCAUGGUGUUGCCGAUCUCGUAAGAAGCUCAGGAAGUAUGCAAUUGCAGUUGGUUUCGAGUUUGUAUUCCUGAGAAAUGAUGUGGACCGUAUUCAUGCAGUCUGUGCAAAUGUUGGAACUGAAGGUUGUGAUUGGCAUCUUCGCGCUCUUUCAUCAUCUGCCAAUGGUUGCCUUUAUAUAAGGGAGUUGAAUAAUAUUCACACUUGCAAGGGUGUAGUUAGGACUCAAAAACACAAGCUUUUGGGAUCCAAGGUUGUCAAGGCUUGCAUUGAUGCUGAUGUUAGCUAUAAUCUUUCAUUGAAGCCAAAGGAGAUUAUGAGCAAGUUUAAAUCAACAUAUGGGUUUGAUAUUUCCUACAAGGUUGCCUUGAAAGCAAAGCAUAGGGCUAAGGAAGCGAUUUAUGGUUCCGAAGCAGAUUCAUUCAGCAAGUUAUCUUGGUAUAAGGAAGCUGUUUUGGAAAGAUUCCAAUUCUGUUUGCCUAUGUUGUAUGUUGAUGGAACAUUUGGUAAAAGCAUUUACAGGGGUCAGAUUCUUUCUGCAACUGGAAGGAAUGGAAAUCAAGAUGCAAAUUGGACAUUCUUUUUCAAGCAGUUGAAGAGUUUGCUUGAACCUCAGGGAAGAGUCAUCACAUUUAUUAGUGAUCGAGGUACUGGUUUGUUGAGUGCUUUCGAUAAGGUAUUUGCUGGUAAUCCUCAUCUGUUUUGUUACAAGCAUUUGGCGGCGAACCUUGCAGGUAAAUAUAGGGGUAAAGAUAAUUCUGUCUUGAUAGAAGGUGUUAAGCAGAAGUUUUUUAAGGUUGCCUAUUCCUCUACUGAGAAGGAAUACAGUUUCAAUUUGCGAUUGCUUAGAGCGGCUGGUGGUGCGGAUAUUAUUGACUUUUUUCUUGCUGAAAUCCCUGUGGAAAAUUGGUGCCGUGCAUUUUAUACUAGAUGCCGUUAUGGAAUUAUGGCUAAUGGGAUUGCUGAAUCAUUUAACUCUUGGAUUGCAAUUGAGCGUUUGAUGCCAGUCUAUUGUAUGUUGGAUCAGACCAGAAUUAAACAAAUGGAGAUGGCGGGUCAAAGGAGAGAUGAGGCACAACGUUGGACCACAGAACUAACUCCCAAAAUGGAGGAAAGAUCAAUUGUUUUCCUUGUCGCAGAUCAAUUUUUUUCUUGUCCUCACGGCCUUGCUUCAAUACAAGCUACGUCUUCCAAUGUAUAUGAUUAUAUUGAUAAGUACUUUCGUAUUGAUAUGUUCAAGAAGAGCUACAGUUUUCCUAUCCUGCCGAUAACCAAUGUUGAUAUGUCUUCUUCUGAAUCUGCUACUGAAUGUAUAUUACCUCCCCUUGCGAAGAGGCCACCCGGAAGGCCUAGGGUGAAGCAGUUCAAGUCGGUUGGAGAGGUUGAAAAGAAGCUGAUUCGUUGUGGCCGUUGUGGCAAAAUGAGCACUCAUAACAAGUUGAGAUGUACUGAACCUCUCGUUCAGCAGUAG